Molecule: messenger RNA, 2061 nt
Organism: Closterium sp. Naga37s-1
Lineage: Eukaryota; Viridiplantae; Streptophyta; Zygnematophyceae; Desmidiales; Closteriaceae
Source: the annotation of a GenBank genome assembly
AUGCUCAGCGCAGCAUUAGGUGCCGUCGAUGGCCCCUCCUUAGUUCUUGGAGGAGUGACGGGCGAGACGCGCUCGUCCGAGCCGCCUGACGGCGGCGGUGGUGCGAAACUCUCGCCGCCUCACGCGGAUUCGCUUAGAGACGCUUCCGACGGUGUCGCCGCUGUAGAGAGUACAAGCAGCGCCGCAGAGUCCGACGCGUCUACUGCGCCACGCGGACUCACCGGGGGUAGCGGAGGCGCAGUGGAGGCGCGCGGUGCGCGCGACGAGCAAGCGCAGGCGGCGGAGACGGGGAGCACUGUAGCGGACGGAAACCCGGCGGAAGGGAUGGUGGGGGGCGGAGGGGCGGAGGGGAAUGGGGGGAUGCAGAGCGCCGCGCUGGCGCGGGAAGCGGCGGAAGGUGUGGGGGGGCCGGCGGCGGACGAGGGGGAGGCGACGGGGAGAGGGGAGGCGGAGGGAAGCGGAAAGGAGCAGAGGAAGGGCGAGAGCAGCGGCAAAGAGCAGAAUGCAGGGGGACAGGGGGAGAACAGGGAGGUGGAAGGAGGGGUGGGAAAGGCGGAGGGGAGUGAAGGGGUGGCGGGGCGGCAGCAGGGCGGCAGGCGGGGGAGGUUGCGGGAGAUGGUGCGGCGCGCGGAGCAGCAGCGGCGCGUGGUGGGAUACCUGGACGUGGGCAGGGAGGUGGCGCGCUCCGUGGAGCGCCACCACCGCGCACAGCACGCCGCGGACGCGCUCAGCCGCAGGGGGCAGGGGGGCGAGGGGCAGGGGAUCCACGGGGACAGGGAGCACGGUGGGGCGGCGGGCAUACUCCCCGCGCAGCACGGCCACGCGCCUCACCACGCCUUCACGGAUUCCGCCCCCCUGCACGCCCCCCCGCUCGCGCCCCUGCACGCGCCCCUGCACGCGCCCCUGCACGCCCCCCUCUCCCCCCUGCGUGCGGGCGGGCGGUUGCAGCAGCUGCAGGCGGAGGAGUGGGCGGGCGGGGAGGGGGGCAUGGGGCGCGACGUGAGCACGAACAGCAACAUGGGCGCGGCGGAGUGGCUGGAGGGGUGCUUGGAGGAGGAGGAGGAGUGGCAGCAGUGGCGCAUCGACCCGCAGCAGCUGGUCAUCAAGAGCUUCAUCGCCCGUGGCACGUAUGGCUCCGUGCACCGUGGGGAGUACCGCGGCAAACAGGUGGCCGGUGCGUUGCAGGUAGAUGGGCGGUUGGUGGUGGGCGAGCAGAUGGUGGUGAAGCUGAUGGAUUGGGGCGAGGUGGACAAGGCAUCGCGCGCCAAGCUCACGUUCCUGCGAGACGUGUUCGCCCAGGAGGUGCUCGUUUGGAGCACACUGGAGCAUAAGAACAUCUGCCAGUUCGUGGGAGCGCUGCUGGGCGGGCCAGACUCGUACACCUUCCCGUCCACGGUGGAGGACCACAGGGGCGUGCUGCGGGUGGGCAGCCACGUGUGCUGCGUGGUGCUGGAGUUCCUGGCGGGCGGCACACUCAAGCAGCUGCUCAUGAAGCACUACCACAAGAAGCUGUCCGUGCACCGCGUCGUGCACCUGGCACUGGAUAUUGCUGAGGGGUUGGAGUAUCUGCAUUCGAGGGGCAUCGUGCAUCGCGAUGUCAAGUCAGACAACAUGCUGCUUGACAAACACCACCGGGUGGUGAAGAUAGCAGACUUUGGGGUAUCACGGGUGAAGUCAGACAACAGCACCAUGCACCACAAGACCGGCACCUACGGCUACAUGGCGCCUGAGGUAUUAAAGGAGCGCCCCUACGACCACAAGGCGGACGUGUACAGCUACGGCAUCCUGCUGUGGGAGAUCUACUGCUGCGACAACCCCUUCCCCUACUCCGACCUUGACCCCUCCGAGAUCGCCUCCACCGUCAACCAGGGCCUGCGGCCGGACAUCCCAUCGUGCUGCCCGCCACAGCUGGCGGAGCUGAUGAGGCGCUGCUGGCACGGCGAGGCGGGCAAGCGGCCGGACAUGAGUGAGGUGGUGAGGCGCCUCAAGGCCAUCGACUGCCGCCACGCCACGCCCAUGCGCCCCGUGGACGGCGACGACUCCUCCUGCUCCCUCAUGUGA